AUGCCAAAAUGGAAUGUGGACAAGCUGAUCACAUUAGUUCAAGAAAGGCCCGAGCUAUGGGACACUCGCUCCUCCGCGUAUCAGGACCGUGUACGGAAGGAGAUAUCAUGGGAGAAAGUGGCCCGUCGCCUCAAGCCACGCGAGUGGGAUAAAGAGGAUAACCGAGGUCGUGCAGAACUAGUGAAAAAUGUCAAGGUCCGCUGGAACAGCUGCAGGGACCAGUUCCGGAGGGAGCUCAAUGAAAAGGGCCGCAGCGAAGAAGGGACAUCCAGAAAAAGGCCCUACAUCUAUACACAGCAGCUGAGCUUCCUUCGUCCGGUGAUGGAGUUGAGGCCAACUGUGGACAAUCUGGAGGAGAGUGAAGAUUCCGAUGAGGGCGGUGAAGAAACCCCUGCGGUAUUUUCGCCGGAAUCCAGCCCCCAACAUUCACCAGCGGUGGAAACCACAGAACCACCCAUGGCAACCAGUGGUGGGGAACCAGAAAGGCCACAACCAAGACAACAGCCCAGGAGGAGGAGGAAUGCCCGUCAGUCUUCCUCUGAGCUAGCGAAUCGGGAAAUGAUAGAUGCCCGAGUCAUCCAGUUCCUAGCUCAGAGGAGGACUGAUGGGCAUGAAGAAAUCAUGCUUAGGGGGCUUGCGCCAAUGCUAAAGCUGGUUCCACAAGCUAGCCAGCAACAAUGUGUUGCCUCCCUUUUGUUGGUCCUAAAAAUGUUCUCCCUGCCAUACCAGGGAGACAUUUUAUUGGAUAUCAACAAUUUACUGCAUAAAUAUAUGGUGGCUACCAAUCAGCAACCACCAUCAUUUCAGCAGGCACCACAUCCUUGCCAUGGUCAUCAAUCUGUGGGUCCGACUUUCCAGGGCUCCCAAGAACAGAACCCUCCCCUUGCCCAGUCCUUUAAUGUGGGCAUGUUUGCAGCUGCUCCCCCUCAACCAGCCCAGGGGUUAUCUCAGGUUCGGCUUCAGUUUCAGAAUCCUCUGCUUCUUCAGUGGCUUUUCCCACUUCGGCAGACUCUCCUUCAGCCUUUUCUUUGA
This is a messenger RNA of Bufo gargarizans (Asiatic toad), 1032 nucleotides long. RefSeq lists its product as uncharacterized. Gene Ontology annotation, biological process: regulation of transcription by RNA polymerase II. The record is from RefSeq and is a predicted model, not a curated record. Gene Ontology annotation, cellular component: nucleus; transcription regulator complex. The transcript has 4 exons. NCBI's taxonomy places the organism in Eukaryota, Metazoa, Chordata, Amphibia, Anura, Bufonidae. Bases 1 to 1032 code for a protein of 343 amino acids.